Molecule: messenger RNA, 4322 nt
Organism: Drosophila ananassae
Lineage: Eukaryota; Metazoa; Arthropoda; Insecta; Diptera; Drosophilidae
Exons: 6
Coding region: 728-2395 (555 amino acids)
Biological process (GO): G protein-coupled receptor signaling pathway
Cellular component (GO): membrane
Molecular function (GO): G protein-coupled receptor activity
Source: RefSeq, a predicted model, not a curated record
UUGGCCCAAAAAGGACAUCGGCUUUUGGUGUUAUUUUCAAACGCGCGCUCAACGAAGAAGCAUCAAAACCACGGAAAUCCGGUUCUGUCGAGCAAUGUGCGCCGCUGAGGAACCGUUUCUGCACGCCGCGCUUUGAGUUUCGUUUUACCUUUUUUCGCUCUCCCCCCCACCCCGACACCCAUACACACACACACACACGGACACACACUAACCCAUACAAACGGACGGCGCGCACACACACCCACACAACAAAGUAACAAUAUCAACAGAAUAUUUCGAAGAUGGCGACUUACGGAGUUUUUUAAUGAAAUUUUUACAAAAAGCACAAAACACCUGAAAUCACGUAUCAUAUUUGCUAAAAGUGUAUUUAAUAAAUUUGACAAAAAAAAUAAGAAGAAACGGCGCAGCAAACCACAAAAUAGAAUCUAACUGUAAAUUACAGUGCCUUUUUACAAAAACAAGCAACAGAAGCACAGCAGCAAUCACAACAACAACAACAAAACAGCAUCCUUUAACAAGAAGAAGCAGAAUCCAGAGAAUCAAAGGCAAACAACAAAAACUAUAGUCGACUUAUUCGGCAAAAGGUAUAACACGGCGCCACAUGGCAGCACCUUUAUUAUGAAAUGAGGCGACCAAACCAACGCAUCGCCAGCGAAUCCCGCCACAUCGAACACGGAGCACGGAUCAGACCACGGCAGGCAAUUAAUCCGGAAUCAGUGACGAAAGAAUGAGCAGCAUUAAUCUGCAGCAAUGGUGGGAGAACUCUUACCGGCGCCAACACUUGGACAGCACCAGUCAGGAUCUCGACUCCGCGGAGUUGCACUACUCGACGCUCGAUUAUAACCAACUCACCACGGACCAGGAUGGGUCUCCGCCCGACCUCGACUACGGCAACUUCAGUAUCGGCAAUCCCUACGAUCUAGACGCAGUCAAUGGUUACCCGGAUCAGGCCAUCUCCUCGCUGACGCUCCUCCUCCUGGCGAUUAGCUAUGGUCUGGUGGUCUUCGGCGGCGUCGUAGGCAACUCCACGCUGGUCCUCACCCUCUGCUCGGCCUCGUCGGUUCGCCUGCGGAAUCCUCUACUGCUAGCCGUCUGCAUAGCCGAUCUGCUGGUCACGGGUAUCUCUGCGCCCGUCACUCUCCUUAAUCUCGCAAUGAACCGCCGGACGCGAUCGCUGCCGCUUGUCCUCUGCAAACUCAUACACUAUAUUCAGGUAAUGCCUGUAGCGGCCAGUACCAUUUCGUUUUUCAUGCUUUCCCUGGACCGCUACGCCACCGUUAAGCACCCCCGCCUCGCGCAACUGCGUCAGCGUCGCUACCUCCACGUCUCCUUGGCCGUCCUCUCCUGGCUGGCGUCGGCCACCAUUAGUACUCCGUUCCUGUUCGCCUACAAGAUAAUCGCCAAGUCGGUGACGGUCAAAGGUGGCAGCCGUGGAGCCAACACCACUCCGAAUCCGGUCAGCAUCAGUUGCACCUCCGACUUGAGUGCCAAUUCCAUGUACAUGUUCAUCAUUUUCCACACGAUCGCCGUCUUCGUGCUCCCGGGAUUGGGGGUGUUGCUCAAUCACUGUGGGGUACGCCGCAAGCUCUGCGCCCUGUCCCUGACGGCUCGAGCGGCUCACGGUGAGCUGCCGCUGCCCAUUCCCAUCCUGCGCCGCCAGACCCAUAUGGUAAUUGUAACCGGCUGCCCUAAUGCCCAGCAGGAGGCCUGUGGAGGCGCCACCACGGCGGACGGAACGUCGAACGGUAAUGGAAACGGUGGUGGCACUGGGGGGGAUUCCAUGGCCGUGAGUCCAGGCGACAUACAACUGCAUGCUCUCCAGCCUCGCAUGCCGGGAUUGGCUCUUGAACCGGGCUCCUAUCGCUCCAGUAAUCCCAUAUCACCCAGGGCCAUGAGGGAGAUCCGUGCUCACUCGCAACGCCAGCGUAUCCAUCGCUCUGGGAGAGGUCCUGCCACGCCGGGAAUCCCGCUACCCCAGACCUCAACCCUGCGGUCCCGCCGGCAUCUGGCCAAUAUGUUAAUCGCAUCCGCCGUAAUCUUCAUUGCCUGCUGGGCGCCGCAUGUCUUCUGUAUCUUCUACACGAAUUUCGGCUACAAACAGCACUGCAGCCAGACCUCUGUCUACUUCAGCCUUCUGCUGGGCUACUUUUAUUCGGCCAUUAGUCCGGUGAUCUACUGGGCGCUAAACCACAACUCGCUUCGACAAUCGCCCUGCGCCCCCAUCAUCCGGCUGCGCUCCAUGCAAAAUUUUCUAAGGUCGCGCUUCCGGACGCACACAGCCCCGCCGCCCCCAUCAUCCACCAAUGAGGCGGCCCUUGGGGCAUUCAACCCCAAGCUGAUCAAGCUGACACCGAAACAGUAUAGAGCUCAGGCCUCUUCGCAUUAUCUCUACUAGUUGUGAUACUAAACUAAACUUGAUAUACAUAUUGUAUAGACACAUAAAAUCAUAUAAUAUAUAUAUUUUUUACUUACGCCCCCAUCUGAAGUCUCGACCGCUCUCGAACUUCAGGAAUCUCUCCUCGAAUCCCCAAGACCCCUUAGCGUUCUAAACUCGAAGCCCAACUACAAAGAGGAACUAUUGUAUCUAGAUGUUUUUCAAAAGCUCUAAGCAACUACUAUAGUUCGCGAAUCAUUUUCAUAGCAGUGUGUUAGUUGAAAGCCUUUUAAACUGAAACGCUAUAAUAUUGUGCCCCUGAAGCUAUGCAGUGCAACAUGCACCUGUCGCAACUCCUGCCUAAGAUGAGCAAGAAAAAAAAACGUUAACGGAAAAAAAUACAAAAACUAAAAAUCAAAAAAAUAUUAAAUAAAAAAGAGACAAAAAAAAUAAGUAAAUAGAGAACUCUACUAGUGACUUCUUCGAAAUGUUGUUUAGUCUUUUAAGCUGAAAUAUUGUACUAUGUUCCUUCUCAUAGAUAAGCAAUAAGUAAACGCUUUAAGCCAACUCAAAGCGUAUAAAUAAAUACGCUUACUCAAUUCCCAGUAAACUUAUACAUACAACUACAUAUAUAAAACAAAAAUUAACAAAAAAAAAAUUAAUAUAAAUGUGUGGAAAUGGUUUAACAAAAAAAAAAAACAAAAAACAAAACAUAGUAUUGUAAACGUAUUUAUACGACUUAAUUCUUUAUACACUUUUCUAGUCAUUUUUAAUAUCGUUCAGUAAACUGAACCUCCUGUGUAGUGUUAUUCAAGCUGCAAGAGCUGAGAAAUCCAAGGAAUACAUAAGUGUUUCAGAUCCCCAAGAUCAGAAGACUCAGGAGCGGGUUUCAUUGUCUAUCUGAGUACUCUUCAAGACAUUUCGACUUGUUUAUUUUUAAUAUAAUAUCUGUCUGAAUAACUCAUCCACUUAGUGGCCUAACUCAUAUUUUUUUACACCUGUUUUUCCAUUAAAACCAUCUGAAAUUGUUUAAUCUUUACAUAAAAUCUAAAUAAAUAUUUUUUAUUUUGUACUUUAACUAAAUUUUCAUUGAAAAAAAAGACAACCUAUAAAUAAACUGCAUACCAAUAGUCAUUGUUUCCUACAUCUAAAGUGGUUUCAUUUAUAUUUAUGGAUCUUUUGGGGACCUUUUCUUAUAAAAGGGGUUUUAAUUUCAGAGAAUAAAGAUAAUUCCAGAGUGCAGCUUAAAAAGAAUUUACAUCAACAUAUAAUUUAUGAUUAAAACCUUUGAUUUUUAUAGCCUGAAGGUUGUAUUACAAAAUCAUUGGAGUGCUGGCAACUCACCUCAUAAUUAUGAAUAAUAAUUAUAAUAUAAUCACUGCCUAAUAAUUAAGACUUAGAAUUGCUUAAUCAUGGCGGCACUCUGGAUGGAAUUGGCAUUUUCUAUUAAAAAAUUUAGUCAAACAGAGAUGCAUUAAUAAUUCAUUAAGACUUACUCGUAAAAUGCUAUUUAAAUGAGAAAAAAUUCCAGGUUUUGCAUAAAAUUAUCAUGCAAAUGUGCCCAAUCUGAGAAGUGUUCUUAACUUAUAUGUUAACUUUGUAGCAUCGGAGCAGUCGAUUAUUGGACGUUUCAGACACCGGAUCGGACUCCUGAGUUAAUUUUAAAAUGAUUUCUAAAACAUUGAUACUCUUUCUGAUGGCAUUUCUUUGUGCCGUCUUGCUGUGCGAAGCUAAGGAAUACCAAUUUUUGCCUGCGCGGUGCAGGGAUUUGCCUGGAAUCGAAAAGCAAAUAGGUGGCCCAAUGAGUCUGUGCAGUUUUCCACCCGGCUACCAGACACCAGACUCCGAGGAUAUACAGGCUGUCAUCAACCACAUUAAGACCCUGAAAUUAAAUUAAAAGACACCUUAUACCUAAAAUCGAUUAAAUCUAACAUUUAAAAAUCUUGGA